Messenger RNA from Brienomyrus brachyistius, 2252 nucleotides. RefSeq lists its product as uncharacterized. NCBI's taxonomy places the organism in Eukaryota, Metazoa, Chordata, Actinopteri, Osteoglossiformes, Mormyridae. The coding region runs from base 241 to 909 and encodes 222 amino acids. The transcript has 6 exons. The record is from RefSeq and is a predicted model, not a curated record.
GGGGGCGGCACAUAAAUCUAAGCAUGGACGUAAGGCAUUUAGAAAAUAAAGGAAUAUAAAGGUUAGACGCUUCCCAGAAAUGGCACGAAAUGCAAAUACGAGGGGAAUGGCCAAUGAUGUGGCCGGGUUUCAGUCCAUACCAACCAUUUAAACUUUCGCUUUCGUCGGUAAAGGAGAAUCCGAACGAUUUGAAACGCGUCUAUUUUGAAGCAUAAAGGGAUUAAGACACAUAAAGCAAUCAUGGACAAUCAGGUCAACGGGCCGAAACGUCGCAACCAGAACAAUAAUAUUUUAAAAGCAAAAGAAUACAUAGGUUAUGCUUUAUUUUUCUUGCUUGACUGUCUACAUUGCGGAUUUUCCUUCCCCUUACGCGCACUGUAUAAACUCCUGAGUUCCUCUUAUCCAGAAUAUUUCCCUGUCCUGUCUUGGUCCAAGUGUAAUUUCUCCGUUUGGCCAGUGGGUGUCACUGGUCAUCCUGUUUCCUGUUAUAUCCCAGUGAAAGUCCACACGCUGGUUGCUGGAGAAACAUUCAAUGCUCAUGAAACCUUCAUGCAAAAGCUGAAGCUGCAGAUGGAGCUCUGCAGUGCAGAGAGCAGCAACGUCAUCCUGCUCUUCUGUCCUGUCGUUUCUCGGAUUGGGACAGACAUGGAGGCAGCCAUGGACAGAGUUACAGAAGACAAACCUGUCAUCCUGGUGUUCAUGCACCACUGUCGCAGCUCCAGUCACAUGACCAACAUCACAGUGCAACCGUCCAGUAACAAAAUAGUUCAAAUCGUCCACUGUGCCUUCCAUGAAUCACAGGGGCUGCUAGAAUGCACAGAAAACAGGCAGGCUGUUGCUGAGGUGCGUUCGAAGUUGCUGCAGUACGAACAAAGAAAUAGACUCUCUAAAGGGGAAACGAUCAUUUAAAACAAACAGCAUGCACCCAUUCUCACACAUCUUAAUCAGUCCUGAAAUUUGAGUUUGAUCAUGUUUUUAAAACAUAGUUUUAAAUGUGUUUCUGAUGUGGCAUAUAAGCUUGCACACUGUAAGGAAUCCAUUUUGUUAAUGUAGUUUCAGCAAAAUUAUGAUUUAUUGCAUGUAGACAUGCACCUCUAUUUGAAAGGCAAUUCAAAUGUAAAUUAAAGAGAAAUGACUAGCAACAAAUGUUAAUGUCGUCAUUUCCUAAUCAUCUUAGUGGUAUCAAAUGAAAGCCCCAUUCUCUCCCUGAAUUCCGCCAUGAUUUUAAUUUGCUAACAGUGUCCGUCUAUAAAUCAUUAACCAAGAAUAUUGGGGCGUCUUGGCUAUUAAUCCUUACACUCACCCAGCUAAACUUCUUGGUUGCUGAUUACUAAUUGCCGGCAGUAGACAUGGCAAAGAGAUGUAAACACUAAACUUGAGGACCAGAGUGUUGCAGGUUUGGGUCCCAGCGGAGAUCAGUAUAGCAACACUGUUAACUAAGGUACGUUAGAAGACAUGAAAGGGGAGCCUGUUGAAGUCACAUAAAGUGUCUGUAAACCAGGUAAUGCUGUCAUUAUUGUGCUGGGGAUGUUAACUCUGCAUGUAUGACAUUUGGAAAGCACCCGGCAUGUAAUGAACUGCUUGUGCACCUGACAGCACAAACUGAUGAAGGCCGCAUGCCAAAAUGUUUGUGCUAUAGCAAGGUCGGACCUAUAAUAUAAAGAGCGUCAGUCAUCUUACCAUCAGGGGUGAUAUGAUUCACCGAUUCACAUCAGUGCACUGGUACAAAAGUUCACAAUGAGAUUUCCCAGAUUUAGAAAGUGUACGAGAUGCGAUUUGGGAUGAACUUGGGGUGCAUAUUUUGCAGCAUCUUUGGAUUGGUAAAAUCUGAUUUAUCCAUAUAUAAUAAUUAGUAGAAGCCCGAUGCCUUUAUCAGUUACAAAUGUGUCAUAAUGUACCAUAUUGAAUUGGAUAGCAUCAUAUUCUUUUGCGUCAUAUUGUAUCACAUUGAAUCUCAUUGUAUUGAAUCAAAUUGUGUCUAAUCACAUUGCAUCUCAAUAGGGGUGAAUCAAAUGCUAUCACAUUAGUAGUUGCUUCAUAUGUACCGUUAAUGUAUCGGAUUAUUGGCAGUGCAUCGAGAUGUAUAUCGCAUAAACCUCAGUGAUGAAGAUGCAUAUCCCUAAUAUACACUCACCCUGUUAAUAAUUGUUUAACAAGUGUUAUAGUUAAUAUAUCGCUGCCAGGAGAUUAAAUAUGCUUAAUUGUGUUGUGUUUGAUCAGACAGGAAAAGUUAAUAAAAGUAUAUAAAUAUU